Molecule: messenger RNA, 1116 nt
Organism: Pochonia chlamydosporia 170
Lineage: Eukaryota; Fungi; Ascomycota; Sordariomycetes; Hypocreales; Clavicipitaceae
Product: short chain dehydrogenase
Exons: 3
Coding region: 1-1116 (371 amino acids)
Molecular function (GO): oxidoreductase activity, acting on the CH-OH group of donors, NAD or NADP as acceptor
Source: RefSeq, a predicted model, not a curated record
AUGUUUUCUCGUGAAGGCUUCACUCUCGACGUCGUGGCCGGCGCUGUGAGAAAUUGGGUUCUCACACCAACGACGACGUUGCCUCUUGCCUUGGGUCUGACGUGGGAACCAUUAUUCUCACGAUUGAUACAACGUGUUUCGACUGAUCGGGCGAAAGCCAUACGCUCCCGAGUCUACUGGCUUGCCGCUGCGAGUUUCAUUCUCGCUCUAAACGACCAACUGAACAGGCAAUCUGCCAACAACUGGGUAUCGGACUCCCGAUGGAAUUGGGACGAUGAAAUUGUCGUUGUCACAGGCGGUAGCAGCGGCAUUGGUGCCAGCGUCUGCCAGCGACUCAUUGCCAAGAACCCUCGCACGCGUAUCAUUAUCAUUGAUUAUGUCCCGUUGUCAUGGACGCCGCCUCGUGGUGCAAGGGUGUACUACUACGAAUGCGAUUUGAGCGAUGCUUACGCCAUCAAACUUGUAUGCGAUCGCAUCAAGGUCGAAGUUGGCCAUCCGACUGUCCUCUUCAACAAUGCAGGAUUAGCGAGAGGCUCAACGGUCAUGGAGGGGACGUCAAACGAUGUGCAGCUCACCCUCAAGACCAAUCUCAUUGCGCCGUUUCUGUUGGUCAAGGAAUUUCUGCCAGAGAUGGUGAGACGGGAUCAUGGACACAUCUUGAAUACAGGAUCAAUGAGCUCCGUCAUUUCGGCGCCGACUAUUGUGGACUAUUCAGCUUCAAAGGCUGGUUUGACGGCCUUGCAUGAGGGCCUUCAAUUAGAACUCAAGAGUCUGCAUAGGGCCCCCAGAGUGCGUCUCACUUUGGGUAUUUUUGGCUUCAUCCGCACGCCUCUCUUCACUGGAAAGACUAAUGAAUCCAACUUUGUGACCCCAUUGCUGAAUGUCGAAACUGUGAGUGAGAAGCUCGUAGAGGCAGUAUACAGUGGUUACGGCGGUACGAUCUAUCUGCCUGGUGUCAUGCGUUACAUUACCGCUUUGAAAGGUGGUCCGGAAUGGUUCUUCCGACGUAUUCGAGAGCGCUCAUUACGAGUUGACUACGACUUUCACCGACAACAGCAUCGCUACGACAAGGAGACUGGGAAGCGCAUUGGAGCUGCUCUUGAGCCGCUCGAGUAA